This is a messenger RNA of Anisakis simplex (herring worm), 486 nucleotides long. NCBI's taxonomy places the organism in Eukaryota, Metazoa, Nematoda, Chromadorea, Rhabditida, Anisakidae. The record is from the annotation of a GenBank genome assembly.
AUGAGUGGUAUUGCAACAAUCGGCGGGGGUGCGGCAUCCUCAUUCCAGCCGCUCGCUGCUCUUCAAGUGAACUUGAUUAGUCCUCCAUUUGAUACCUACUCCUAUAGCAUUACCAAUUCACAUUUGUUAGCCAAUUGUGCACGUCAAGCACAACAAUUACGCAGAAGGAGGCAUGAACCGAGGAAUGAUGGACCAAAUCGAGAAGGUGCACUGUUUUGUCGUUCUGGUACAUGGGUACAAAUAUUGGAUAAGACAGCUGCUGAAUACGAGGCCAGGAGAAAUGAUCUUAUCAGGCCUGAAUACAUCAGAGGAACGAGAGAUGAGAACAGCCGAUUCAGUGUGUUAGAAUUCAUAUCUGUUGCGUUCGGAUUGGAAACGAAGAAGGAAGACGAGACUGGAAAGGGAAGAGCGGCAGAGGCAGAGGCGACGGGAACAACUCGAGUUGGAAAGAGCGAGUGCAUAUCGAGAACAACAGAUCAGGAAUAG